Closterium sp. Naga37s-1 is the source of this 459-nucleotide messenger RNA. Lineage: Eukaryota; Viridiplantae; Streptophyta; Zygnematophyceae; Desmidiales; Closteriaceae. The record is from the annotation of a GenBank genome assembly.
AUGCGGGCGUCACCCUUACUACCGCCAGGCUCUGGGCCCUACAAUCCCGCAUCUCCUGCCGGGUCCUUCGGCGCGGCUCGCACGCGGUCGCGCUCCGCCUCUUUCUCCACCUACUGCCCUCCGCCGAUCGUCGUCCCCAGCAAUAAUUCAUCAGAUCCCGCCUUCCCCGGUUCCACCUCCCCCUCGCCUUCCGGUUACCCAGGCUCGGACGGUGGUUCGGAGCCCGAACCAGGAGCUGGUUCGGCAGCGGGCGGCGGAAUCCGCGGAUAUGGACAGCCAAUGGGAGAUGCCGCCCAGCCCCGCCGCGCGCACUCCCUGCACGUGUCGGCGCAAUCCAUGCGCGUGCGCGAUUCUGUCGAAGCGGGCAUCGCGGGCGGGUCCACCGCUUUCGACAUCGGGAUGGGGUCGCCGACUGCGGCGCUCCUUGAGCGGAGGCACGUCCGCCGGCAACUCCGAUAG